CAGCCUUGAUUCACGCUAGUCGGCGUAUUGCUUUAUCAACUGUACUGCGCGAGUUUAAAAAGUGUGUGCAUGUGAUAAGUUCGAUAUACGAAUUUGGAAUUUAUAGUUUGCUAAAGAGGCCACACUCCUUCCUGGACACAAGCUGCAACGGAGAUAAGAAGGAAGGAGACGAUGAAGUGAAAACAGAACAACAAUGGAGGCUCCAUCUCAACCUAAGGCACCCCCGGCCUUAGGGCAGGCUCAUCUAUCCCACUUGCCCCAACGCCCGCCGAUCAACCUUGGAUUUCAAGACCUGUCCUACACCGUCUCUAACGGCAAAAUAUCAAAGCUAAUCCUUCGGGGAAUCAAUGGUGAAUUUCGAUCUGGUCAGCUGACGGCGAUACUUGGCCCGUCGGGAGCCGGCAAAAGUACUCUGCUGAACAUACUCGCAGGUUACAGGGUUAAUGGUGCAACCGGUCUUAUAACUACAAAUGGACAACCGAGAGACCUGAAAAUGUUCAGAAAGCUGUCACGCUACAUCAUGCAGGACGAUCUUCUCCAACCUCUCAUCACGGUGCAGGAGGCGAUGAAUAUGGCGGCGGAUCUGAAACUGGGCAGUGAUAUUGACAUACGGAGGAAGACUGUUAUUGUAGAGGAAAUAAUAGAACUUCUUCGAUUGGGCAAGGCUAGGAACACAACGAGUGAGCGCCUGUCAGGGGGAGAGAGAAAACGACUGUCGAUUGCUCUGGAGCUUCUGAACAACCCACCGGUGAUCUUUCUCGAUGAACCUACUACUGGCCUGGACGACGUAGCAUCAUCAACAUGCGUAUCACUACUCAAACGCGUAGCCCGAGGGGGUCGUACCGUGGUUUGCUCCUUGCACACUCCGUCUGCGCGUCUUUUCGCAGUUUUCGACCACGUUUAUGUUGUUGCUGAGGGGAAAUGUGGAUACCAGGGUACGGCGGCUGGAGUUAUACCCUUCCUCAAGGAACUGCAAUUGCCUUGCCCGAAAACUUAUAAUCCUGCUGACUUUGUAAUUGAAGUAUCAAGUGGUGAAUACGGUUCGCACACAGACUGCAUGGUAGCCGCUGUGGACAAUGGAAGGAGUCAAAAAUGGAGGCAAUAUGCUGUCCAUGACGUUUAUGAGGAAAUGGAGAUAGAGCAACUAAACACGGGAGUUUUGGACAAACAUCAUUAUAAGUACGAGAGCACGCCGUGCCAGCAGUUUCAUGUGUUGUUGAAGAGGAUGUUAUUGCAGACAGUAAGAAAUAGGGGAUACCUCUGGUUGCGGGUUUGCCUUCAUUUGUUUUUAGGUGCAAUAGUAGGUGCCCUGUUCAGUAGCAUGGGUUAUGACGCUUCCAAGACUUUAUUCAACUUCGGUUUCUGUUAUGCCUGCAUCAUUGUUAUGCUAUACACCACUAUGAUGCCUAUAUUAUUAGCAUAUCCAUCCGAAGUUCUACUAGUCAAGCGAGAAUACUUUAAUCGAUGGUAUGGUUUAAAGCCCUACUACGCAGCUCUGGUUAUCUCUCGUACUCCAGCCACCAUCUUUUUCUGUCUCCUGUACGUGGUGAUAGUGUACCCUCUAACCGCACAACCUAUGGAGUUGCCAAGGAUAAUGAUGUUCAUAACUAUAUGCAUUUUGACUGCACUGAUAUCUGAGUCUUUGGGAACGCUGAUCUCUUCUACGUUGAGUGUUGUGAACUCGAUGUUCGUUGGCCCGGUGGUAUCGGUCCCACUUAUGUUAUUAGCAGUAUACGGCAUUGGCAGUGGUGACGAAGCUCCCCCUAUUAUCUGGAGACUAGCAAGAGCUUGUUCCUUCAUGAGAUAUGCCCUAGAGGGACUCGUGGUGGCUGUAUACGGCCCUCCAAGGGAUGACCUUAUAUGCCCAAGUGAAGUUGUUUAUUGCGAAUAUAAGAAUCCUGGGUACUUCAUCAAAACCAUGGGUAUGUCAGGAGUGUCUUUCUGGGUGGACCUAGGAGUGUUGAUCGCCAUUCUGUUCGCAAUGAACCUUGGUGCCUACUACCUUAUACGACAAAGGCUAUCACCCAACUACGCUUUCCGUGCGAUUAAAUAUAUUGGUAGCUUUAUUAAGACUAAAAUGAGUCUUACCAUGUAGGGAAGAGUGUACUCAAGCUGUGGUUGCGCUCGACCGUAGGAAUAUUCCUCCGAGCUGGUGUUGUGCUCGGGGAUCGAUAUUCGAUCAUAAAUUUUUUCAUUUUUCGAUAUGACAGUAGCUGAUAACCACAUUAAGAGUUGUAAAAGCGUCACCGGGAGAUAGGGCGAGCGCGAAAAUUCGCCAUGAGAAGAGACGGCCCUGCUUUCGAAGUUUCGAUUCCACAACUUGGAGCUGUUUGUGGUAUGAACAUGAUUGUUUUUCAGUGUCUGUGUGUUUAUUUGUAUAAUAUAAGUAUUUAUGUUCAAAAAAUAUUCAUUUUUAUAUUUGUUAUCUUAGCUUACGCUUACUUUGGGACUAGACGGCAAUUUGUGUAUUGUGGUAGUAAACAAAAGGUAAAACCUGUAUAUGGCCCUCAUUUAUGUAAAAUUUGAUAGCGCAAUGUAGGAUCUUGUGGCGCCAUCUAGUUUUGAUAACGAGGAGCCGCAACAAGAUAAAUAUUGUAAAGUGGAUGUUUUGGAGAUAAUAAAACCGUCAUCAUUGUCAGCCUAAAGUGAGCUAACAUCAAUAAGAAAACAACAGUAAAUUACAAUACAGAUGAAUAUUUAUAGUACGAAAAUAUUAGCAGGCCGCAGUGCGAAAACAUUUUGAAUGACAUUAUUGUGCUACUAUUUAACGUAGAAAGACUGUAAAUUCCUUGCUUUAUGCUUAUUUUAAACGUGAAUAAAUUGAAAUACUUGCCAAAUUGCACUAACGCACAAUAAAAGAAAUAUAAAGCGGUAACCUAAGGACUGCAUCGCACGGAAAGGAUUCUUUUUUACCAUUUUAUAACGGAAUCCUAGAAAUAACUAUAUUAAUGCGAAUAACUAGUAGUAAAUGGCGUAAUGUUGGAUUAUUUAUGCAGCUUUUCCUUACACUUCAACUGCUUUGAAAAUGUAGAACGUGAAAAACUCUUCAUACAUAAUCCGACGUUAUGUCAUGUUUAUUAUUAAGUUUUGUGUUUUUUUUAUCGAAACUGUGGAUAUUCAGAAAUCGGACUUGAUAUUAUUUAUAUUAGACUAUUCAUAGAACACUAGUGACGUAAUUUUUUUAAUUAACUUUUGUGAGACUAAUGUACAAAAGAAAGCUCCGUUUGAAGUGAGCACCAGUGAUAAUUUAAAUCCUACAAGUAGUAUUUGGUGCUAAUUUCGUUGAACAUACAUCUCUUAACUAAAGUGACAAGUCUAAAAUUACUGGUGUCCAUCUUGGGAUAGGGAUAUUAAGGUUACUACUUUCUUUUUCGUAACUGUCAUUUUAGUAUACUUUAGAGUAAGGGUUGGUUAGAAACACCAGGGAGCCAUAGAAAGUGCAGAGGUGCACCACGAGGCGCUCCUACGGAAUAAUCAAGAAAAAUAUUUUUUAUAGUCUUUGUGCAGCGGUGUCACCACUUGUCCCACACCUUGAAAGUUAUCUGUGGAUCACCAAGCUCAGCCAUCCCAUUAUUCGAGUUGUUUUAUUCUUGUUAAUUCUUUUUUUUAAAUUACGACUUAGGCUGCGUGGACUUCAGAGUUGGGUCUUAUUUUAAAUACAGGUGCCAUGUAUGGGUACCAUUACCAAAUUUCAAAGCUGUCUGCUCGCGGCUUAGCUCGUACAUAAUUUUCAAUUUUCCUUCGGGAACUUCUUAAGGAAACGGGAUAAAAUGUAGCCUUUGUUCUUUUCAAUGUCAAGGUUUAUAUGCAUACUAAAUUUCAUCUAAAUCCGUUCAGCCGUUUUUGCGUGAUUGAGUAACAAACAUCCACACUUUCACGUUUAGAAUAUUAGUAGGGGAAUGGCGUUAUUAGUUUUAUUUUUACGCUUAUCUGUCUAACUAACUAGGGCCUAAUAUAACUAGCUAGGUUAGGGAGCGGGCGCCGUGACAAAUUCCUUAACUUGUAAGUGCGCCACUGGCCUAACAAGGUUGGGAACCCCUGCUUUAGAGAUUUAGAGUUUUACAAAACUAAGAGUACGAGAGGCAAUCCUUUUUCAAAAAGUACCUUUGGAAAUGGAAAGCGGCACUUUUAUAGUUGUUAAAUUAGUUUAGAUGUGUAGAUACUACCGAAUUAGCACUAUUAUAAUUUAUCGAAUUAUUCUUUUAUUAAUUAGAUUUUGUGUGCCUAUUUUUAAUAAAUUCAUUUAAAUUUUCUAAGUUAGGUCAAUAAGUAAUAAGUAAAUAUCCUAAAUGGUGUUAAGACUGGUAUGUUUUAUAAGUGGUAUAAAAUAAAUAUUUUUGAAUCUUUAA
Molecule: messenger RNA, 4349 nt
Organism: Pararge aegeria (speckled wood butterfly)
Lineage: Eukaryota; Metazoa; Arthropoda; Insecta; Lepidoptera; Nymphalidae
Product: ATP-binding cassette sub-family G member 1-like
Exons: 11
Coding region: 194-2095 (633 amino acids)
Cellular component (GO): plasma membrane
Molecular function (GO): ATP hydrolysis activity; ATP binding; ABC-type transporter activity
Source: RefSeq, a predicted model, not a curated record